Molecule: messenger RNA, 918 nt
Organism: Chondrus crispus (carragheen)
Lineage: Eukaryota; Rhodophyta; Florideophyceae; Gigartinales; Gigartinaceae
Exons: 1
Coding region: 1-918 (305 amino acids)
Biological process (GO): resolution of meiotic recombination intermediates
Cellular component (GO): nucleus
Molecular function (GO): ATP binding; DNA helicase activity; nucleic acid binding
Source: RefSeq, a predicted model, not a curated record
AUGGCUUCGGAGGUGUCCUCGAUAUUGCCAUCAUAUCUGACACCUGCAAUACCCUACCAUACAUUCAAUCGCAUGCAAGUCGCAUGUAUUGAGGCAUGGGACAGCGAUUGCAACAUGCUCGUCUCAGCGCCUACUGGUUCUGGUAAAACUCUUUGCUUUGAACUUGCCCUUCUUCGCUACUUGCAUCUUGCUCUCACUUCAUCGGAGAAAAAGUACCUACCUGCCAGUGGUUUACCCAGGAAGGUGGUGUUUAUUGCUCCCACUAAAGCCAUUUGCAUGGAAAAGGGACAUGACUGGAAACGGCGAUAUGCGUUUCUCGGCUUACGGGUUGAAAUCAUGACAGGAGAUGUGUAUGCGGCAGGUUCCAAUUCAAUCUUGCUGAAUGCUGACCUGAUCUUGACGACUGCUGAAAAGUGGAAUAGCCUCACGAGGAAUACUUGUUCCCAAGCAGUACCCGGCGUUUUGUCCAAUAUUGCUUUGCUCUUCGUCGAUGAAGUCCACCAUAUAGGGAACUCACGAGGUGGUACACUUGAAUCUGUCAUAACUCGCAUGUUUGGCACCAGCGACCAACUCAAGCAGAACAUAUCAUCUGCUCAAGUUCAGUCUCUGCGUGUCAUUGCAUUGUCUGCCACCGUCAAAAAUGUCGGGGAGGUCGGACGCUGGCUACGAGUUGACCCGGAACAUAUUUUGCAGUUCGAUCAAAGCUACAGGCCUAUUCAACAGCUGAUGAACCCACAGCUUUCGGACUUGCAGACAGCGAGUGUCGAGGAUUCGGAACAGAAAGGAGGUAAUAUUGGAUGUACGAUUGGGUUGGUGUGCCUUGGGGUUGUAGGGGUUGUGCUGGCAAUAUUUGUUGUUAAUGACAGCUCUACGAGGGGUCGCAAGUGCAGCAGCUGCUACCGCACCUGCCGCAGGUGA